Saccostrea echinata is the source of this 3653-nucleotide messenger RNA. RefSeq lists its product as uncharacterized. Lineage: Eukaryota; Metazoa; Mollusca; Bivalvia; Ostreida; Ostreidae. Bases 18 to 770 code for a protein of 250 amino acids. The transcript is spliced from 6 exons. The record is from RefSeq and is a predicted model, not a curated record.
GACGAAAGAGGGACAUUAUGAAGAUAGUAUCAGCAUCCGGAUUCUCCAUCUGUUUGAUUUGGACUCUGUUGAUAUUCACAUCAGAAGUCUUGAGUGACGUGGAAGAGGAGAGUCUAGGAGACAAUAAGUGUGUUUAUAUUAAAGGAAGACGUGUUAUUGACAUUGUAACUGUUCCAUGUACAGAGAAAAUCAAAGCAAGUUGUGGAUGGUUCAGUAUUUCAUACUGCACUAUGUACAGAAAAACCUACUGUAAAAAGGAACUGAACUCAACGAAAAUUCUUUACUACAAAUCAACAGAAUGUUGUAAAGGGUUUGUGAGAACACCCAACAAUACAUGUAUCAAUGAAACAACGCUUGACCCAGAGUUACGGAGCAUUAUAGAAAAUGCCACUGAUAAAGAUGUUGAUGAAGACUUCAUUGUUGACCCAAAAGAUGUCAUCAAAUAUGAAACUGCUGCUUUGGAACAUGAAUCACCUGUUAUUCAUAAAACAGGAAGUGCUGAAAAUAGCAUCAAUCUUUCUCAAGGGGCAUAUGCAGGGAUAGCCUGUGCUCUGUUGUUUCUUGGUGUUGUUGCUGUAUUUGUGGGGAUUGCCAUUAGAAAGAAAAGGCUUAGAAAUAGACGAAAUAAAAAGAGUGAGGGAAUGAGAGAUUGUAAGAUGGAGGGAGGAGUGAUGUACCAAACAACCCCUAUUGUGAAAACCCGACAUUCCAGCAAAUCUUCUGUAUCCGAGGAGAUUGAGCGACUUCACCCAGACACCGAGGAAACAUGAUAGCUGUAAUUAGAUGUAAACAUUACAACAAGAGAUUCUGCCACAAGAAAAUAUUUUCUUUAGUUCUUUUAAACAGUAAUGUUUAAAUAUUUUUAUUUGUCUUUCAUUAGAAAUAAGUCUAUUAGAGGUACUUUUUUGACAAUGUCCAACUGUUUUAUAUUAGAAUUGGAAGGUGUUAUUGUUUAAGGGAUGUGCAUUUUAUUUAAUUGGGAAUAUGAUGGAUACAAAAAAAUGUUAUAUUAAGAUAGUUACACAGUUUUCAUUGCAUUGAGAAAUUAAGCAUUCCAAUGACGUAAUCAUGAGUAAAAGGUGCAACAUAUGUAAAUUUUAAAUUGCAUUAUUAUCCUGUAAUAAGUAUAGAUCAACUCUACAUGCACAGGAUACUUUAAUCAAUCAUUUCUUUAAUCAUUGUAAGCUUAAGUGAGCUUUUCUGAUAAAAAUUUGGUUAUCAUAUCUUGUGAUCAACUUAUUUUGCUUUCAAUUUCUUCUCAGGAACCACUGUGUGGCCACUGGAGGGGGACAAAAGUUUAUGUUGGAAUGUUUAGGAAAAAAAUCUUUUCAAGAACAAAAAGAUUGCAAUAAACCUUAUUAGUAAACAAACAUUUCCAUGCUGUUUAGAUUCAAAUUUCUUCAGGUCAUGACCCCCUGAGCAAGGUUGGGGCCACAAUAAGAAUCAGAUUAUCACUGAAAUUUUGAAUUUGCAUCAUCCUGUUGUGGCCACAAUCAGAGAUAGAAAAAAAUCGUUAAAAAUUUCUUCUCCAGAACAUUUCAUGCAAUGCCUGCAGCGUAAGAGCCUCUUGUUUUAAGUUAUGUGUAUUACACUACUUUUGCAGAUUGCAGAAAACAGCUGUGUAAAUUUUGGAGUUGUGUGAAAUGUCUCAUUUGUGAUUUCAUUGCAAUUUACCAUGUUUCAUUGAUGCUGACUAUAACUAUAUAAACUUAAUUAGAUGUAAUAUGUAAUCUGAAACUAUUUGAAAGAAUGACUGAAUGUAUUUAUUGUAUCAAACUGGACUGUGGCAUUACCAGUAUCAGGCUUCAUUCAAAUCCUGAUUGCAUGAAAGUUUUGUAUUUUAUCUUUAUUCUCUAUGAAACAUAUUUGCAUUUAUGAUUCAGUAUAUUUUUGGGGGACACUCCUUAAACCAAAAUUGUAAGUCUGAAAGUGAUCAGAAAACAAGAGAAUUUGCUCAAUUUGAUUUCAAUAUAAAACAGACCAAUUAGAAUUGCUUAAGUAUGUUGAUAUAAUCAUGUAAAUAUGGUAAUUUAUUUAUUAUACACAGUGGAAUAUAUUGGCUUGAUAAGGACGGAUUGGUAGUACAUGCAGUAUAAACAUUAUCCAUACUCUUCUAUAGCCAAAUAUCUAUACUGCAUUUAUAUAAAUCUACCCACAAGCAGUGUAAUAUGUGGAGAAAAUCUUUUACUUGUUGAAUUAGUUUAUCAAGUAUACCCUGGCUUUUCAAAAAGAUUGUACUUAAGAAUUACAUGUUUAACGCUUGCUAUAAUGUCAUCUGCUGGUUUAAUUAUUAAACCAGCUUAUAAUGUGAUGUGGUAAAUGUUAACAAAGUACAUGUAUAAGUACUGAAGGUAGAGUGUGAGAGAGAACAUGAAAAUAUGAAACCAAAUGUGCAGCACCAUAAUCAUGUGUCUUGUCAGUGUACAUACAUUCACACAACAGUAAAUGGUUGUGUGCAUAUAUCCAUGUAGCUAAGAGAGGUCAGUAGAAGCCACAAAAAACACUACUGCAUAUGUAUUACUAGCAUAAAAUGAGAUUUCACAGAAUUUUGAUGUUUUUCAUACAUUCUUAAUACAUUGAGAGUUUGGAAUUUACAUUAGAUAGUGUGUACGUAUUUCUGAUUUGAACAUAUUUUAUUAUGUACCGAAACAUAAAUGGAUUGGGCAGCAGGCAUAGCCUAUAUAAGCCCUCUCCACGUGUGUACAUAUUUAUAGGUAUUUAAAGAGUGCAAGCAACAAUAUGACUAUUUUUUAAGUGCAUUAUUGUCUUCAUGACUGUGUAUUUGAUGUCCUAUUCACAAUACAUUCUCAUUUUUGCCAAGUAAACAGUAUUUUUCAUUUUCUCCACCUCACCAUGUUGUACUAAAUUUAACAAGCUACAGAAAAAAAAAUGUGUAGGUAGGUAGGUAGUAGGCUGGGGAGAAGGACGGGGGUUAAGAAGGAUUUUGUGCCACUGAGAUUCUGUGACCACUCUUAUCAUACAUUUCAAUCCUCUCAAUUUAUUUUAUGAGCAAGGGGAGUAAUUACCUGUUCAAAUUUCACAGAGGAAAUAUAUGUUGCCAUAUUUACUAUACUUUUAAUGAAUUCAUGAUAAAGAAACGUAGUAAUUGGAUAAUUGAAUUAAAUUGAUAGGUCUGUUAAACUCUAGCUGGUAAUGAUGGCUGACAUUGACUUGGAGAACUCUUAUUUUUUGUUUAAGGAUUUAGAGCUUUUUCGUACCACUACUUUCACAAGUAUUAUUCUUUGUCAUAUAUUUUACCUGAUUUCCAAAUCUAUAGCAGAAAAAAGGUUAUCUAUUCCAGUGGCACAUUCUUAUGUAGAGCCCCCCCCCCCCCCAAGAUAUUCAGUAAAAUUUAUUGUCUUGAAGACUUAACUUGAUUAAAGUUUAAAAUUACAGUAAUAUUAUUUCUGUUAGUAUUUGGUUGCAUUAUUUAUAGCAGUUUCUUAUAAUAGCAUCUUGUCAAGUUGUGGUGCACUUUCUUUCUGUUCUUUUUUUUUUUUUAAACAAUGGAUCUGAUAAGAACCAUGUCAGUACAUGUACUAUGUUAUGUUUUAUUUUUUGAAUAUUGUUAUGGCAUAGCAAUUUUAUCAUAAAGUUACAUUACCCAUGUACAUGUCAAGUGAUAUAUUCAUUAAAAGUUUUACAAACUGUUA